AUGCCUAAAGGCAACAAGUCCAAGGAAGAACUCGAAGAGGAGAACCAGACGCUCCAGAAAGAGCUGAAUGCUUUGAAGAAUGAAAAAGCUGGAAGUGACAAGAAGAAUGAGGAACUCAGACGCAUACACUUGCGUCAAGAGAACAGGGCCAAACAGCUUUGCAAAGACAUCAACGAGCUCACAGCCGACAAUGAGACUCUUUGUGACGCUGUCGUUGCUUUGAAGACCACGAACAGCACUCUACGCAACAACAUCACGGCUAUGGAUAUGAAUGUGGCUGAGUGGGAGAAGUAUGCGUCUGAGGGAAGAGACGAGCUUGCGCAGCUGAAUCUGUAUACAGACGGGCUCGAGGAACGUUUGGAGAGACAGAGGGCCAAGAUCAAGGAACUCGAAGCCCGUCUUACAGAUGUUCAAGAGCGCAAUGAGGACCUCGAAGACCGUCUUGUCGCCAAGAAGAUCAAAGCCCAAGCGCUCAAGGCAGAGUACGACGAGCUUGAACGCAGCAACAAGGCCUUGUGGACAACCAUCAACUACCUCGAUGAGGUGAUUGAUGAAGACCAGGCUGAAGUGAUGCGUCUGCGUCAGGGAGUCCUGGUCCUCAAAGAGCACUGGGAAUCGAGUAUGCAGGAGUAA
Messenger RNA from Aureobasidium uvarum, 633 nucleotides. Lineage: Eukaryota; Fungi; Ascomycota; Dothideomycetes; Dothideales; Saccotheciaceae. The record is from the annotation of a GenBank genome assembly.